Messenger RNA from Bacidia gigantensis, 813 nucleotides. RefSeq lists its product as uncharacterized. The transcript has 3 exons. Gene Ontology annotation, molecular function: O-methyltransferase activity. NCBI's taxonomy places the organism in Eukaryota, Fungi, Ascomycota, Lecanoromycetes, Lecanorales, Ramalinaceae. The record is from RefSeq and is a predicted model, not a curated record. The coding region runs from base 1 to 813 and encodes 270 amino acids.
AUGAAGACCAGUAGGGUAUCGCAACUCGUGUGUUCAAUUUCAUCAAAUACAGCCACGGUAGAAGCGUAUCUUGAAUCUCAAGGCCUUCCUUCUCCAUCCUUCAAUGUCGACGCACCUAGAGAUUUAGGUAUUCCUCCAGAUGCCAAUGAUAUCGAAGAUGCUCGUCGAGCAGCACUUGAAGCCACUAUUGAGCUGCAAGACCUUCUGCAGGGACCGACUGCACUGUUGCGGCCUGUGACUGUGGAAGCGAUGCAUACAUUUAAGGGUUGCGAGCCGAACGAGACAGGCCACGCACUGGCGCAGAAUACCAAGGAUAAUAUGUUCGACUGGCUUGAAAAGCAUCCUGAUAAAGCGAGGCGCUUCAAUAGUGCCGUAAGCACUCUUGUUCCCUCUGGUCGAGCAGCGACAUUAUUGAAAGAGAGUUUCGACUGGAACUCUAUUGGAGAUGGGACUGUGGUCGAUGUCGGAGGCGCUUCGGGCGCAAUCAGUAUCAUGCUGGCCAAAGACUUUCCAGCAUUGAAUUUUGUGGUACAAGACCUUCCUAAAGCCCUCGAGGGUACAGCAGAGAGACUGCCGAGAGACCUGAUCCACCGGAUAAAAUUCAUGAAUCAUGACUUCUUCACGGAUCAAACAGUCGUAGCAGAUGCAUAUCUGUUGCGUGCCAUUUUUCAUAACUGGCCAGACGCAUACUGUGUCAAAAUAUUGCAAAGGCUGAUUCCCGCACUGAAGCCCGGCGCCAGGAUCAUUGUGAAUGACAGUAUUGUGCCGCCACCAGGCACGUUGUCCCUUUUGGCAGAACGGAAUGUUCGGUAA